CACGUGACUGGCCCGGAGACGACGGUCAUCGUAUGCCACCAUCGAUGAUCCAAAUUGGGCACCUUGAGGGAGGCUAGACCCCAGCGCUGGAGGGGCUCUAUUUCGGAUGCGAUUGUAGUCGAAAGCGCCCCAUCAUGGCACACGUGGGAUCAAGGAUCCAAGGCAUGUGAAGGGUUGAUAGAGACAUUCCCUGAGGAUCAUGAAGGGAGUAUUUAUCAGACCAUCGAAUCCCCCUCAAGUCGUGAUGUUGUCUCCUUUCAGUCAUUCAAGUAUCAAACCUCAUCAUCUAGUGGUGCUUUCUGAUCAUCUCGCUCGCCCUCUUUUCUUUUUCGAUCUCCCCAUUCCUUAUUCCACACGGGCCUCCAUCUCUGUGCAAGAGUUCCUUCUUUGGGCCAUCUAUCUCGUACUGGCCACUCUCUCAGUCGUAGCAUUUCAUAUACUUGGAUCUGCUACCCACGUAGAAGAGCCACUCUUUCAUUCUCUUUCGUAAGUCACAUUUGAUGAGCUUUCGAGGUUGGUGGUGGACGGCACUGAUAGUAAUGUUAGUUACUUGUCUUUAACCUGUAUCAGCCAUGUCUUUCACAACGUCUUCUUCAGUCACACUACCGGUGCCUGUUGUAGAGAAUGUUCACCACGACCUUCAAAUCAAGACCGGCGACGAGAACAACUCCGAGCUCACCUUGACGCCGCCGACUAAAGUCUUCUUCCCGCCGAGCAGCAACUCAUCAACGCAUACUCUAGUAGUCACCGAUGGCGCUCCUUCUCAACCCCCGACUCCUCCCGCAUCAAGUAGCUCAGUCGACGACACUGACGACGAAGACGACGAGAUUCCCGUUCCCUCAAAGAAGGGCACCCGUCCUUACCGAUACCUGCGCUGGAACUUCGGCUCCGUCUACAGACGCAUCUUCAGUCUCGCGUUCUUUGGAAACAUUGCCGCCCUCAUCUUCGUCAUCAUCCGCUCCCUUAUUGGAGGCAUCCCGCUCACGCCCCAAACUUGCGCCACGGCCGUCUCAGCAAACAUCCUCGCCGCCCUCUUCAUCCGCAACGAGCACACAGUUAACGCCCUUUUCAAACUCUUCGUCCUCUUCCCAUCUGCGAAGGCCCCCCUCCGCAUCCGCCGCACCUUUGCCAAGAUCUACUCAUACGGCGGCAUCCACAGCGGCUGCGGCGUGGCCUCCUUCUUCUGGUUUGUCGCGUUCCUCGUCGUCCUCACGGCCCAGCUCAAGAACCCAUCAAACGCCGUGCGAGCCUACAUCCUCCUCGACAGCUACCUCAUCUGCGCCCUUCUCGCUGCCAUCAUCGGCUUCGCACACCCCAGGGCCCGUGUCCUUCUUCACAAUUGGUUCGAGGGCACUCAUCGCUUCUUGGGCUGGUCCGUCAUCGUAUUCUUCUGGGCCCUUGUCCUGAUGCUCGCCGCAGACGACAGCACCACGGCCGGUACUCCUUACGCCGUAUCCCUCAUCCUGACGCCGUCAUUCUGGAUGCUCAUCGUCAUCACCCUCUUGGUCGCGUACCCCUGGACCCGACUCCGCCUGCGCGAUGUCGAAGCCGAGGCCAUGUCAGACCACGUUGUCAAGCUCAACUUCAACUACGCAGACGUCCACUACGGCCAAGCCGUCCGCCUCACCGACGCGCCCCUCCGCGAGACCCACGCCUUCGCCGUGAUCCCAAAUCCCGCCGCCCCAUCCACCGACAUCGAAAAGGCCCAGUCAACAGGUGGGCUCUCCAACGCUGGCAAGAAAGGCUUCUCUGUUCUCGUCUCGAAUGCGGGCGACUGGACCAACAAGAUCAUCAAGAACCCACCAAAGAAGAUCUGGACCCGUGGCGUCCCGCAGUACGGCGUUCUUCGCGUGGCCGGUCUCUUUGAGCCGUGCAUCGUCAUCGCUACAGGUUCGGGGAUCGGACCGUGCCUAAGUCUCUUCGUGCAGAGGCCAGAUCACCCGGUGCGCAUCAUCUGGUCGACGCAGCGGCCGGCCGAGACAUACGGACAGGGCGUCAUCGAUGCGCUCUACCGUGCCGACCCGGACGCCGUCAUCAUCGAUACCAAGAAGACGGGCCGGCCUGACUUGGUCGCGAUUACGUACCGCAUCUGGGAGAGUAGUCGUCGCCAGGCUCUUGGUCUUGCGCAGAAUGAGGGUGUUGUCACGACGAAGACGAACAAGAACAAGAUGGGACCCUGCGAAGCUGUUGUCAUCAUUUCGAACCAAAAGGUGACGAGGAAGGUUGUAUAUGGACUUGAGAGCAGAGGUAUUCCCGCAUACGGCGCCAUCUUCGAUUCAUAGACCGGGGAUGGGUCGCUGUUGUUAUCUCCUAUGCUUUUCCGGCAUUCUUCAUUUGUCACAUCAUAAUUUUAUCUCCUAUGCUUUUCCGGCAUUCUUCAUUUGUCACAUCAUAAUUUUUUCAGCUUUUUAGAUCUGGGUCAUUUGUUAGAACUUGCAUAGCGGGCAUUGCGGCAUAGGUAGCAGGCGUUUUGGUGGCCACGAUAGAGCAGAGGUUCUAGUGUUUCUUGUUUUUGUCGAAAAAAUACCAGAGGUUCGGAGAGGG
Colletotrichum scovillei is the source of this 2544-nucleotide messenger RNA. RefSeq names its product tat pathway signal sequence. The record is from RefSeq and is a predicted model, not a curated record. Bases 573 to 2282 code for a protein of 569 amino acids. Lineage: Eukaryota; Fungi; Ascomycota; Sordariomycetes; Glomerellales; Glomerellaceae. The transcript has a single exon.